Molecule: messenger RNA, 2375 nt
Organism: Cuscuta europaea
Lineage: Eukaryota; Viridiplantae; Streptophyta; Magnoliopsida; Solanales; Convolvulaceae
Source: the annotation of a GenBank genome assembly
CUUGGAAACUAGCUCCUGAAAACCAGCGUCUAAAGGACUGGGAGCUUCUCUCUCAUGCGACUUCCGAAUCAGAGUACGGACUGAUGUACGGCUCCAUGGAUUCAGGGGUUUCGAAGCUUGUUUUUCACUGCUAGAAGUCGGAAACAGCUUCUAAACCCAUUUCCGACCUUGGAUUUGGGAUUCGAAGAGCUCUUGGUGACCUAUCUGAGCUGGUGCGGACUACUGUUUAGCGUUUGUUUCACGCUUGAGGUGUUUUUCGUCGAAACUCACUUUUCGAUCCUCUUGCUGUUUGGAUUUUUUAUUUUGGCUACUAACUCAAACUAUUCUCAAUCGCGAGGUUUACUGUUCAUUUACGAUUUCAUUUCUGCGACAGUCUCGAUUGAGGGUUUUUUUGUACUGUUCUUUUGUUCUGUUCUUUUCUGCGGUUAUCCUGUAACCAUAUGGCAAAAAAGAAAGUAGGAAAUGGACAGGCCUCUUCGUCCAGAGUCACCAGGUCGGCCACUCGCUUUGACAUUCUGGCAGGUAUGGAGGAGGAAUUCCCGGCUCUCCAGUCUGAAAAGAGGAAGGGGAAUUUGGCCAAACCUGUGGCGCUAUGGAACAAACUGCUUCGGUAAAUGCCUCAACUGGGCCUUCUUCGACUGUGGAGCAAACUACAGCUAUGGAACAAACUGCUUCGGCUGUCACAAAUGCCUCAGCUGUGAAACAAGCUGCUUCCGCUGCAGAACUACCUGCAGAUAUUGAUCUGCCAUCUCACGAGACUGUAACGGAGGCUGGUUUCAAUGAUAUGAUGACUGGUUUAAACCUUAAAACAGCAAAGGAUGCAGGACCAAAAGUUGUUACUGAAAAGUUAACUGGGAAUGCCAAUGUUGCUGCGAUUAAGGAAGGGGGAGCUACUGCUUUGGCAGUAAAAUCAGUCCAGCUUUUGAGAAUUCUUUGCUUUGCACAACAACAAAGUGUGCAGGGGAAUGGUUUUGACACCAAUAAAAAGCCUUGGACGACUCUCUUUAAGGAUAAUAGGGCUACAUCUCAUGGGAUCAAACUGAAUUUUGUUCCUCCUAAAGGUAAUUCUUUGGACUUUUCUGGUAGACUUUUGCCAUCCAUGGUGGAGAUGUGGGGAUAUUGUCUUGUUGGCUACUUCACAGGUCAUUUCCCUGGCCUAAAAGCCAUCCAUGAACUGAAAUUUAAAUGGGGAGUUAAAUGCCAAGUUAGGACCCAUGAUAAGGGGUGGGUGAUCUUUAAAUUCCAAACUGAAGGAGACAGGUUGAAAGUGCUAAAUGGGGGACCCUUUACCAUCUUUGGUAAACUACUCAUGUUGAAGAUUUUGUCGGAGGACUUCACAUUUGAUGACGAAGAGUUCCUUAAGGUGCCAAUUUGGGUCAAGUUCCCACACCUACCAAUGAAGCUUUGGAAUAAGGAUGCCAUGAGUGAAGUAGCCUCUAUGGUUGGGAUGCCACUUACUACGGACUUGGUCACCCAAGAAAGGAGCAAUCAUAAUUUUGCUAGAGUGCUUAUUGAAGUUGAUGCGUCGAAACCGCCCAUGCUUUCAUUUCCUAUCCGACUACCUUCCCGUAAAGUAAUCCAACAAGCGGUGGUUUAUGAGACUUUUCCUAAUUUUUGUUUUCAUUGCAAAAAAUAUGGUCACGACCCAUUUAUUUGCAAAGAACUACAUGAGAAGGAAGAAUUGGAAAAAAAUCUAGUUGAGAAGGAACUGAAGAAAACAAAUGAUAUUAGUGUGGAUGACACCAAGGAUGCGGCACCCAUGGAGGCUGACACAGAGGGAUUAGAGCUGGGAGGAUUGGUUGAGCCCAUGGAUACUGUAGUUCGGGCGGAGGAAGACACUAGGGAUGUUUUGGCCGAGGUACCAGAGGCAGAAAUUGCUGCGUCGGAUGCUAUUAUUGUGCCAUCUCCCAUUUCUGGGGGGGGGGGGGGGGAGCACCCGAAUAUGCUGCCUGUCUCUGAGGAGGAGAAUCCGCUUAGCUGGCUGCGGAUUCUGCCAAGCCGCUCAGCCGGGGCUGAUGAAAAAGUUGAGCAUCUUUAUGCGUGGGGAUAAUGAUGGGAGGAGAAGGUAUUUUAGGGACGAUGUUGAGAUUAGUAGCACUUCUUUUUUCUUUUUUGUUUUUCAUCAAUUGAGUGAGUUUUGAUUUUGUUAUCAUGGGGCCUGUCCCGAUAUCUACAGAAUUUGUUGGUUGGGAAGUUUAUAUCUAGGUUAGUUAAUCCUAGCCUAGGUAGUGUGUUUCAGAGUGCUUUGACACAUCGUAAGAUGUUGUUUUUGGGUGUUUAAUAUAAUUACCUUUCAUCCAAAAAAAAUUAAAUGACACCCUUCUCAAAUUAGGAAUAUGUUUAAAAUGUCACUUUUGUAAUUUGUUAAAAUUUUA